AUGUGUGCCACCAUACAGGGCAGCACAUAUGUGGCUUUUGUUGGGUUGCAGCACAGGCCAGCAGCUUCCAAAGUAGAGGAGUCAGGAGGUCACUGUGGGACCACCAGCCCGGGUCUGCCAUCACCAAAAUACAACAGAUGUGCAUCUUCCCAACAAACUCCUGUAUGCUAUUGCAGCUGGGGCUCAACUCAGACUCCUGUGAGUUCAGAAUUUCUUUCAGAAAAUAAUGAUGACAACUUUUAUGACAUCAAAGAUUUUGGAAAGGCAAGUUGGAAAAGAGUUUCUCAGCAAGAUUCUUGGUUAGAAAAAAGAUCAUACAAGUUACCUGAAGCAGGAUUCCCCAAAAAGACUGUUGAAACUUCUUAUAAGGCUUAUAUCUACGUAACUCCAUAGUACACUAUGGAUCAAGAAGGGAGAAUAAGUAUUACUGAGUUGUCCAGGAUUGGCUCUGUGAGUAGAACUUUGGAGAAUGAUAAAAAAGAGAACUUCUCAUCUCUCAGAUUCUGUGAUUCUGUAGCCAUUUGCAUUCAAAGAUAUGUGAGGUGGCUUGAACAUAGGACAUUCAAGAGAGUAAAGAUUAAUUCUACAAAUCAUGGGCCACCACUAUCAGCAAUAGUAAGGUGCUACCAUAAAAUGACAGCCUACAUUAAAUGUUGAGCUGGUGUUUUGAAUCUCUCUACACCACUUCAGUAUUUUGAAUUAGAGGAGUUGAUGUACAAGAAGAAAUAUGUGGAACAGAAAUGGUCAGAAUUUUUGAGAGACUGUGGAUAUUUAAUAUCUGCUGCAAUACAGAAUGUCUUCCAGAUUAUUUAUCCCACUUCUGCUGAUACUAUAAGAAGCAUCUAAUAAUAUCAAGCAAUUGAAAUGUCUUUCACGUCAUCCCCUUCUCUUGGUGCAAAAGUGAAGAGCCUAAUCACAGUGCUGCUACCAUGGAUGCACCCUCUUAUGAAUGAAAAGGAUGGAUCCAAGAAGCCAGAUAUUCCCAACGUGUGGCCAGUGCGGGCAAAGGAUGACAAGUGUGCCUCUAGCUCAGAUGAACUCCACAUAGCAGCAACAAAUAAUGCUCUGCCAAAAUAUGAAGACUGUCAACCUGAAAGUAAAUAUGACAGCUAUUAUUUCAAAGCUGCACACUGA
Molecule: messenger RNA, 1134 nt
Organism: Colius striatus (speckled mousebird)
Lineage: Eukaryota; Metazoa; Chordata; Aves; Coliiformes; Coliidae
Gene: IQCM
Product: IQ motif containing M
Source: RefSeq, a predicted model, not a curated record